Carica papaya (papaya) is the source of this 2146-nucleotide messenger RNA. RefSeq lists its product as uncharacterized. Lineage: Eukaryota; Viridiplantae; Streptophyta; Magnoliopsida; Brassicales; Caricaceae. The record is from RefSeq and is a predicted model, not a curated record.
UAAUAAUACUAAUAAUUUCGAAAUGAAACUUCCAUUGCCGCCUGAACCAAAACAGAGCUUCCAGAAAAAAAGUGAGGCGAAGACCGUUGCCGCCAUUUCAUAGCGGAAAACCUCCAUGGCUGUCGAUUCAGAGGUCGCUGCAACUGUUCAGGACUUUACACUCGCCGACACCGACAUCAACUGGGACAGGCAGGACAAGACGAGGUUUCACCUGAUCGGAGCUGUUCUCUUCACGGUUCAAUCAGCUCUUUUACAUCCAACGGCAGUCGUGAAAACCAGAAUGCAAGUCGCCGAUUCUGAAUUCUCUCAAUCAGGUUGGAUAUCGGUGCUUAAACAUGUGGUGAAAAACGACGGCGUUCCUGGCCUUUUCAGAGGAUUUGGAACUUCUGCAAUCGGUUCUUUGCCCGGAAGAGCUGUGGCUUUGACGUCACUGGAGGUUUCAAAAGAUUUAGUGGUGAAAUACAUAGAUAAUAUGAACAUUGCUGAACCGACUCGAGUAGGCAUUGCGAAUGGUGUCGCUGGCUUGUUGUCAAACUUAAUUUCUUGCGUGUAUUUUGUACCUCUGGAUGUGAUUUGCCAGAGAUUAAUGGCGCAAGGGCUCCCUGGUACAACCUUGUGCAGAGGACCAUUUGAUGUAAUGAGGAAGAUGAUUGAGGUCGAAGGAGUGCGAGGUUUGUAUAGAGGAUUUGGAUUAACAGCUGUGACUCAGUCCCCUGCUUCUGCUCUCUGGUGGGGUGCCUAUGCUGCUGCCCAACACCUCAUUUGGAGGAGUUUUGGGUAUGCAGAUGAAAUGGAGAAGAAGCCAUCUGAUAUGGAAAUGGUGAUGUUGCAGGCUACAGCAGGAAUGGUGGCUGGGGCCUGUUCAUCAAUCAUGACAACGCCUAUAGAUACUGUAAAAACACGUCUUCAGGUGAUGGAUGAUGGCGGGGGUGGAAGGCCUUCGGUGGUGAAGACGGCGAGGAUGCUUUUUCAGGAAGAUGGAUGGCGAGGGUUUUACAGAGGAUUUGGGCCAAGGUUCCUCAACAUGUCACUGUAUGGCACAACUAUGAUUGUCACCUAUGAACUAAUAAGUAUAUAUAUCUUCUCCCCUGAUCAUCUUAUCAUUACAAUUAGACUGAUGGAUAUUAAAAUUUGUGUACGAUUGGAACAGAAAAUUGAAGUUGAACUUCAAGCAAAGAUUUUCGAUGUGAGGCAAUACGGGGCUGUUCCUGAUGGAAGAACUGAUAAUAGCAAGGCAUUUAGUACUGCCUUUUCCCAAGCCUGUCAAUCCCAAGGUCAAAAUGUGAUUUUGGUCCCACAAGGAACAUAUCUGGGCGGUGGGACGUUUGAUGCGCAAGGACCAUCUGCCUGGCCCUACAACAAUUGCAGGCAGGAUUCAAAUUGCAAGCCUCUUCCUACCACGCUACAACUUGAUUUUGUCAAGAAAGUAUCGGUUCAUCAUGUAAAAUUUAUCAACAGUAAAGGUGUCCACGUGAAUAUUUUUAAAUCCCAAGGCGUAAAAAUUUAUCAAAUAACUAUUAAAGCACCAGGCGAUAGUCCUAAUACUGAUGGAAUCCAUAUGGGCAAUUCCAAAAACAUUAGGAUCAUCAAUUCAAAGAUUGGCACCGGCGAUGAUUGCAUCUCGUUGAGUGGUGGCUCUGGAAAUAUCAAUGUCACAGGUGUCCAGUGUGGCCCCGGUCACGGCAUUAGUAUCGGUAGUCUUGGAAAGUUGAGGAAUGAGGAAAAUGUGGCUGGGAUUUUGGUCCAAAAUUGCGUGUUUGAAGGUACCACUAAUGGUGUGAGGAUCAAAACAUGGGCACCUUCUAAUCCAUUACUUGUAUCUAAUCUUGUCUUCCGUGAUAUCAUCUUCAACAAUGUUUUCAACCCAGUCAUUAUUGAUCAACAAUAUUGUCCUUCUGGUCAUUGCCAAGACUGGGGUACUUCGCAAGUUAAAAUCCAAGGUGUAACAUACGAUAACCUAUCAGGGGUUUCGAGUUCAAAAGUUGCAGUAAAUCUUCAAUGCAGCCCAUCUAAACCCUGUGAAAACAUUGUGAUGAAGGACAUCAAUAUCCAGUACAAAGGAGCCGGUGGUCCUACUUCUCAAUGUUCUAAGGCUUAUGGUUUUGCUUCUGGCAAACAAUACCCUGCCUCUUGCUUGAGUCACUAA